UUGAGGUUUACAGGUUAAAGGUUAUCCACGCGGCGUCACAUGCGUUACUGGAUUUUCGUAUAUCAUUUGUAAUCCAUUGAAAUAAAGGGCAGUGGUAUGGGGAAGAAUAAGAAAAACCAAACCAACGAGUCCGGAAAACAAGCGGGCAAGUUCGGCCGACAUUCAAGUGAUAAGAAGCUCCAACAGAGAGAUGGUAAAGCCAAACCAGAUCACCUCGAGCACAUCCCAUUUAAGCUGCGAGAGAUAAUGAAAAACAAAGAGAAAAUGAAAAAUGGAUCCUUCAAGGCCAAAAAGCGAAAAGAAGUCAUCACCCCCAAAGGGAAACCAGAUGAUCUCAAGAGUGGAGACAUACCUGUCCCACAUUUUAAGAGGGGAAAGGCAGAAAGUGUAAAGGCAUAUAUGCAGCGCAUGGAGAAUGAGACUCAGCACGUCCUCUUCCUCACCAAGAACCAAAUCGACAGAAGGCCUGAGCUGGAAGCAGACGGACAAGACGGUCCCAAAAACAAGGGCAAGUCUGAGAGAAAGAAGGAGUAUGAUGCAAGCAGAUUACAGAAGCUACAUCGGAAAAAGUUGGACAGACAAGUGGCCCAGAUCGAGAAAGAGAGGUUUAUAGAUACCGUUCCCUUUGGUGAAGUUGCUAUGGCCCCACCGUUUUUGAGUGCCAAACCCAAGAAAGCGCCGAUCAAAUCUCAGAAGGUGUCAAAGGAGCUGCUUCUCAACUCUCUGCUGGGCCACACGGUGGUCUCCACAACCACGCCCUCCAUGGCCAGGCAGAGGAUCAUGGAGGAGGAGAGGAAGCGAGUCGUGGAGGCUUACCGGCUACUGAAGAAAGAGAAACAGAAGCAGCACGAGGCCAGGGCGUCCAAUCUAGAAAAACUCAGGAACCCCAAGUGAUGUCUCGGAAACGGACACAGAUCGUGAGAUAGCCAUCAACAGACUGUUUGUGUUGUGUAACUUUGGAGCUGACCAUAAUGUAGCCGUCGGGGAAAUAAGCAAACAUUUGCAUCCUCUGCCCACAGUACGAGGUAAGCCGUGAUCAACAUUCACCUGCAACUUUAGCUCCAAAUGGAACAUGACGUUCACCUUGUUGACACCUGUUUAUAUGUCUUAUAAGAAGUCAAACCCAUCACCCCCAAAUAAAUACACCCAGACUGGUGACUUUGUUGAAUUCUCA
Messenger RNA from Pseudoliparis swirei, 1174 nucleotides. RefSeq names its product coiled-coil domain containing 137 (gene ccdc137). The record is from RefSeq and is a predicted model, not a curated record. Lineage: Eukaryota; Metazoa; Chordata; Actinopteri; Perciformes; Liparidae. The transcript has 6 exons. Bases 97 to 894 code for a protein of 265 amino acids.